Molecule: messenger RNA, 2575 nt
Organism: Dimorphilus gyrociliatus
Lineage: Eukaryota; Metazoa; Annelida; Polychaeta; Dinophilidae
Source: the annotation of a GenBank genome assembly
GCAUUCUGGGACAUGUUGUUAUUAGGAACGUGCUUGUAGUUUCUAGAACUUUGGAAGCUUGAUCUAUUUUUGAAAACAUUGAGACUGCCGGAGGAAAUUAUCAAGCAGAAAGGAUUAUAGAGUCGUUGAUUUGGCCAUGUGCAACUGAUCCAAGUGAAAUCACUUGUCAGAAAUUCCCUUUUAGUAGCCUAGAGUUCGAAGGGAAAAAUUUAGUCUUUUUUUACUCAAAAACGGAUAUUCUUAUAAUGUUAUGAAUAAGUACGAAGUAAUAGAUGUUGUUGGCGAAGAUCGAUUUAUUGAAUGCUCACAAGAAUUUCUUCUAACAGGUGCUUAUGGAGUAGUGCUCAAGUGUAAACACAAAGAAACUAGCGAAUACGUUGCUAUAAAAAAGUUCAAGGAUAGCGAAGACAAUGAUGACGUUAAAAGAACAACUAUGCGUGAACUACGCAUGCUUAGGGAUCUUAGACAAGAGAAUAUUGUCGUCCUCAUAGAAGCGUUCAGGAGAAAAGGCAAAUUAUAUCUGGUUUUCGAAUACGUUGAGAGGAAUAUGCUGGAAAUGCUUGAAGAAAUGCCCAAUGGCGUACCUUCGGAAAAAUCCCGCAGCUAUGUAUAUCAAUUAUGUAAAGCUAUUUAUUGGUGUCAUACUCACGAAGUGAUUCACAGAGAUGUCAAGCCGGAAAAUUUGCUAAUUAGUAAGGAUGACGUUCUGAAAUUGUGUGAUUUUGGGUUUGCAAGAUCAUUAAGUAGCAAAGGUGAUGCUAAAUAUACAGAUUACGUUGCUACUCGCUGGUACAGAUCUCCUGAAUUGCUUUUAGGUGCUGCUUAUGGAAAAUCGGUCGAUGUGUGGGCGAUUGGUUGUAUUUUGGGAGAGCUAAGCGAUGGACACCCACUUUUUCAGGGUGAUACAGAAAUAGAUAUGUUAUAUAUCAUACAAAAAAUAUUAGGACCAUUACCACGUGAUCAAAUGAAUAUGUUCUAUUCGAAUCCGAGGUUUUCCGGUCUGAAGUUUCCGAUGGCUAACAAACCUUUAACUUUAGAAAGGCGAUAUCAGGGAAUAUUGAGUAGCGUUUUUGUCGAUUUUAUGAAGCAAUGUUUGCAACUGUCGCCUGCCGAUCGAUCAACGAUAGAAAUGUGCCUUACACAUCCGGCCUUUCAAACCGAACGGAUUAUCGACAAAAAUGGAAUUGCUAAUAAACUACUCGAUAAGCAGCGUAAAGAGCAGAUGAACAAAUAUAAGCAGGAAAAGGAGGAGAAUGUAGAAAGAAGUUAUUCCCAACAGCAACAUCACCAUUAUAAUGAUAAUGUUAGGAGAACCAAAUCUAGGCAAAAGAUGAUUGACUUAGAAAUGAAUCAUGCCAAUGCCGCCAAAAGUCGUCGUUCUUCAGUUGAUGAAGAUGAAAAGGAUGAUAAGAAACAUUUAAUAGAGUUACCAAAUGGAGAUAAUAGACCAAAAUCCAUAAACGAUCGAGACACGGAAAAGGAUUUGAAUGAAAAGGAAGAGAGCAUUCGUGCCAAAUCCAAAUACAUUAAGAGAAAAUCCUCAAUGAAGGAGAAUAGAUCUGAAUCAAGGAUGACUACUAAAUCGGAAGUUGAGGAUAUAGAAGAGAAGCGAGCUUAUGACAUUGAAAAAAGAAAGCGAACAGAGACGGAAGACGAUAGACAUACGCCUAAACCCUCAAUUGAUUUUCCAAACAAAAGAAUAGUUAAACCAAGUUCGACUUAUACAAUUAAUAUUACUGCUACCCCAGUUUCGAAAUCAAAAAUUGACUCGAAACGUCAUGCAGCUCCUAAAUUGAUGUCUGAAAAUAGACGUCCCAAAGACGAUCUCAGAGCAACAACAGUUACUAUGCAAGGUGAUAGUCCGCCAGAAACGCCCUUAGUUACGCACGAUACACGAGUAAACAAAUUCCUAAAUCAAGCCCAUCAAGAAGAAUUAUCUAGAAUACAGUCAAAUGUUAGAAAAAAGAAUAGGGACACCUCGGCUCAAAACAAACUCAUUGCGGAAAGAUUGGCCGACAAACAACCAGAAGGUCAAAUUGGAUUUAGGCAUAUGAAAUCGUUUCAGCCUCCUCACCACAUGAACCAUGUCACCCGAGCCAAAACCCAAUUUUUCGACUAUUUUACAGAUUUGACAAUAAGAGAAGGUGCGUCUAGUCGAGGACCAUCUCGUUUUCAUCAACAGCCCAAUCAUGAUUCCCUACAAGCUUCUCAAUUACAAAACGUCCAAUCCUUGUGGCGACCUAAUGAGUCUAUGGCAAUGAAAGAAAAAAGAAAAAAGAAGAAAAAGAAGAACUUUUUACAACAACAAGGAGAAUUAAUGUUUCGAGAUCCUGAUCGCAAUCAGGGAACAUCUCAUUUGCGUAAAUUAACUCAAACACCAGUGGAAAAACGUUUGCAACCUUUAAACUUAAAUCAGCAUACAAACACUACACCUCGCCACUUUGAUUCUAACAGAGCAGUUUCGCCGUUAAAUUUAACUGCUUUAGAUGAUGAUACGCACAUUUCAGCAACUAAUUCUAGUCGGGAUAUUCGUCUCGUUCGCCGACGUUCGAAAAAGGAUAUGUGGAGAGAGUAA